Messenger RNA from Capsicum annuum, 1474 nucleotides. RefSeq lists its product as uncharacterized. The record is from RefSeq and is a predicted model, not a curated record. Lineage: Eukaryota; Viridiplantae; Streptophyta; Magnoliopsida; Solanales; Solanaceae. The coding region runs from base 855 to 1187 and encodes 110 amino acids. The transcript has 2 exons.
GCUUCCCCAAAACUAGUUGGGAAAUAUAUGGUCAAACGGAUCCCAAGAGAGAAGCUAAAAGACUAUAAAAGCAGCUUGCCGAUAGCCAUCGGUAACCAACUAGUUCGGCUUGCACCGCGGGCCUAUUUAAGGUGGUUGGGGAAGCAGUUGUUAUCAGAAAUUUCUCUCAAUUGCCCUACUCCACUCUCUCUCUCUCUCUCUCUCUCUCUCUCUUUCUGGUUUUUGUGUUCAAGGUAUUACUGUUAUUCCGAAUAGGUUUCGUACUAUCCACGCUACAUACAGGUACGCAAAUAUAUCUUCCUACUCUUAUUUUUGCUUCAGAUUUCAUGUUUUACAGAUUAUUACACCUACAAAAUCAUGAAUUGAACAUGGGAUUAAGCAAGAAAAUAAAAUAAUUGAAAGGUCGUAUCCCUAUUUAUAAGCCAAACUUUUGCCUAUUAUACAGCAAUUUCUGGUUACUGUUACAUGGAAAAAAAAGGGUGGAUGGUUAAAUCAAAGUUGAAACCAUAUAUGAACACUCGUACAUGUAUGCAAAGUCGUCCUUUUUUAUUUUAAAUAUACUUCAAAUUUUCCUAACACGCACGCAACAAGGUAAUUUGUUCCUUUUCUUGUUGAUGAUAUAUUCAAUUAUUAUGGUUAUUAAUGUGUAGUUACUGCCUGGGUAAAGUUGUUGCCACGUGACCGAGAGGUUACGGGUUCAAGCUCUGAUAGUUUUCUGCAGAGCAAGGCUAGUCAUAAUAAAUACUUGUGGUUUGACUUUCUAGACCCGUGCAUAGAGAAGCUUUAGUGCAUUGCGCUGUGCUUUUAUUAUUCUUUUUAUUUGCAGUUUGUAGCUACAAAUUUAGAAAACAGAAAUGGCUGAAUCUGCUGCAACCAAUGGAAUGGAGGUAGAAGAACAUUUGGUAGAUACAGAGGAAGACAAUUGUGAUGAGAAUUCAAGGACAUUGUUUCUUAAAGAGCUGAAUCUCAUUCUAGUUCUCUCGUUUCUUUCGUUAUCAUCUGAAGAACUUGAUUUUGAUGGAACAACGGAGGUUCAUGAAAAUGUCAAAGAUAAACAAGAACAUAAAGUCGUUUCUGAUCCUCGUGUCAGGAAACGAAGUGGUAUCAAUAAAUACAGGACUAUUGAACCAAAUACUCAGAGAUUUUCGACCAAGUUUAGAGAUUGCAGGCAUUGCAGAAAAAUGUGAAGAAAUCAACAUCCAGCAAAGCUAGCAGCAAGAAAUGUACCAAAAGAAGGUUUCCAGCAAGGCCAUAGAAGCUACCUUUCAUAGUAUGUUUUUUCGCAUCAAGUGUGAGUGCAAGAGAGAUAGAUCGUUGAGGUGUAGCAUUCAAACCUUUCAAGAAAACAUACAUGUAAAAGAGUAGUACUAGAAGUAGAAUUGAUCACUCUUUUGCAAAUGCCAACUCUUUUUUUUUCUUUUGCUUCUGGUAUCCGAAAAUCAUUGAUUCAACUAGUCUAAAUUUAUCUGGUCAA